GUUCAACGAGAACGAGACCAUAACCAAAUACGAAAUAAUGGAUGGGGCACCUGUGAGAGGAGAAAGCAUUCCGAUCCGGUUGUUCCUGGCGGGAUACGACUUGAGUCCUUCCAUGAGGGACAUCAACAAGAAGUUCUCCGUCAAAUAUUACCUGAAUCUCGUGCUGGUGGAUGAAGAGGAGAGACGAUAUUUCAAGCAGCAA
Notodromas monacha is the source of this 202-nucleotide messenger RNA. The record is from the annotation of a GenBank genome assembly. NCBI's taxonomy places the organism in Eukaryota, Metazoa, Arthropoda, Ostracoda, Podocopida, Cyprididae.